GACAGUGGUCCUCUCGGUAGAGGAAACUGAAGUCAAACUCCAUUGUUAUGGUGAGGCCUCCUCCAGACACAGGCCUGAGCACAUCUGAGCACGAGAGCCAUAAAUAUUAGAGAUUCCAGCAAAAGGACCAACAAGAGUAAGUCUGGAAGAAGAGCUAUCCCUGGUGACUGAGACCAGGACUCAUACCAUGCAAGGGCAGAACACAAAGCCAAUCAUCCCGAAGGUCCGGUAUCACCCAACCAUCCAGGAUCCUGCAAAUGGAGAACAGACCAAGACCAGGACCAGGCAGGCUCCAAGGGCUGGACGGGUUCAUGUGCGCCUCCCUCAGACAGUCCAGGAGAACCCUCAGGCUGAUCCGCAACCUUCUGCUCAGAAACCCAAAAAGAAACUGUCCCAGAGAGCGGCCCCAAAGCCAGAUGCUCCUCAGAGAGUAGCCCCGUCCACUGAUGGCACCCCACCCACUCCUGAGGAGGUCCCCCUGGGUGUGGAUGUGGGCCUGGACACGCAGGUCGUGGAGCAGGUGGAGGCUCUGACCCGCGGACAGAGGACCAAUCAGGACUGGUUCUCCUGGAGGAAGAACCGGAUCACGGCCUCCAUGGCUCACAGCGUCGCUCACAGCCGCUUCGCUAACCGAAGGAGCCAAACUCCGCCCACCUCCAUCCUGACAGCAAUCACAGGUGAGAGCCAGGGCAUCCAGACCAGAGCAAUGAGCUGGGGCAUUGAGAACGAGUCUAAGGCGGUCCGCAGGUACCAGGUGAAGAAGAGCGCCGAAGUGGGUUGCUCAGUCUCCGUUCAGGACUGCGGUUUGUUCAUCCACCCUCAGCGAGCCUGGUUGGCGGCGAGCCCUGAUGGCAUCGUGACGGACAGCCAGACAGGUAGAUGGCUGUUCUGCCUGGAGGUGAAAUGUCCCUACAAACACAGAGACAGACGAGUCGAGGACGCCUGCAGGGAAGACCCGGCCUUCUGCCUCGAAAUACAGGAUGAGAGAGGACGGCAGCCUGACGGGCCCCCCACCUACCAUCUGAAGGAGUCUCACAGUUACUUCACACAGAUCCAGUGUCAGCUGGCAGUGACAGGCCUGAAGCAGGCUGACCUCGUCGUCUUCACUCGGAAGGAGACGGCCAUCAUCCCGGUGAAAUUUGAUUCCGACCUGUGGGAGGAGACGUUGUCCAAACUGGAGGUGUUUUACCGGGACGCCGUUCUGCCUCACCUCAGAGAGAAGAAGCAGCAGGAACCAGGAGCAGCUUGGACACCGGAGCUGUAGAGUCAUUGGUGCUAUCAUGGGCCUUAUUUGGCCCACCCAGAACCAGGUCUACAGUAGUCUCAGUUAACCAGGCUUAAAUUCCCAAGGGCAGCACUGAACAAAUCUAACAUCUAACAAGAUCUACAAACAUUUUCUUUAAUCUCUGAGCUUCUGUUACAAACUCACUAAUUUCAUUACAGACGUUUGUGUCAAACAUUAUUAAAGUUUGGAUAACAUUC
Messenger RNA from Cheilinus undulatus (humphead wrasse), 1482 nucleotides. RefSeq lists its product as uncharacterized. Lineage: Eukaryota; Metazoa; Chordata; Actinopteri; Labriformes; Labridae. Bases 188 to 1264 code for a protein of 358 amino acids. The record is from RefSeq and is a predicted model, not a curated record. The transcript has 5 exons.